This is a messenger RNA of Lithohypha guttulata, 1434 nucleotides long. RefSeq names its product Leucyl aminopeptidase yscIV. Gene Ontology annotation, molecular function: metalloexopeptidase activity; aminopeptidase activity. Gene Ontology annotation, biological process: proteolysis. Bases 1 to 1434 code for a protein of 477 amino acids. NCBI's taxonomy places the organism in Eukaryota, Fungi, Ascomycota, Eurotiomycetes, Chaetothyriales, Trichomeriaceae. The transcript has a single exon. The record is from RefSeq and is a predicted model, not a curated record.
AUGCCUGUCCAACAGCUCACUACCUUUGGAGCAUCUGACGAGAAACCUGAGAUUAACAUUAUGAUCAGAUUACAAGACUUUGCUUAUGCAUAUCCCGACCGAAAUCGAGUCUUCGGUGGGCAAGGACACAACGAUACCGUCAACUUCCUGGCCGAAGUGUUGGAGUCGACCGGCUAUUACGAUGUUGAGAUUCAACCAUUCGUCGAGCUUUACUCGGGUGGAUCCAGUUCUUUGUCCGUCAAUGGUGUCGAGACAAACAACACCCUCCUUACUUAUACGCCAAACGGCAGCGUCAAUGCAUCCCUGGUAGCCAUCAACAAUCUAGGAUGCGAUGCGGCAGACUUCCCUCCCGAGGUUGCAGACAACAUUGCUCUAAUCUCGCGUGGAACAUGUACUUUUGCUCAGAAGUCAACGAAUGCGGCCGCGGCAGGCGCACUCGCGGCUAUCGUCUACAACAACGUUGAAGGGUCAAUUGCUGGUACGCUAGGUGGUGUUGGCGACUACGUUCCAACUGUUGGUACAGAUCUUGGAACUGGAGAGAUGCUCCUUGCGGCUCUACAGAAUGGCACUAUCCUCACAGCUAAUUUGAAUGUUGAUGCUGUUCUCGAGAAUCGCACCACUUACAAUGUCAUAGCUGAAACGAAAGGUGGGGACCACAACAACGUGCUCGCCUUAGGAGCUCAUACCGACUCUGUUGAAGCUGGUCCAGGCAUCAACGACGAUGGUUCAGGUACAAUCGGCAUUCUGAAUGUCGCGAUCGGACUGACGAACUUCACGAUCAACAACGCCGUUCGAUUCUGCUUCUGGUCAGCUGAGGAGUUUGGCCUUCUAGGCUCAACCUACUACGUCUCUCAAUUGAACCAGUCUGCUGAGGAACUCGCUCGUGUUCGAGCCUACCUCAAUUUCGACAUGAUUGCUUCCCCUAACUAUGCUUAUCUGAUCUAUGACGGAGACGGAAGUGCAUUCAACCUUACUGGACCAGCGGGAUCUGCAGAAAUCGAGGCACUUUUCGAAGACUACUACACUCAGGAAGGAAAACCAUACAACGCCACUGCUUUUGACGGCAGAUCUGACUAUGGCCCAUUCCUCGAUGUCGGAAUCCCCGCUGGAGGUAUCUUCACUGGUGCCGAGGUACCGAAGACAGCAGAGGGACAAGAUAUCUGGGGCGGAGAGGAGGAUGUUGCAUUUGAUGAAAACUACCAUGAAGCUGGAGACAACAUCUUCAACCUAGCACUUGAUGCUUUCUGGUUGAACACAAAGCUCAUUGCUCAUGGUGUCGCUACAUAUGCGCAGAGCUUCGAUAGCCUGCCGCAACCCACCAGCAUGACAAAGCGAAGUGCGCAUAUGUCCAAGGUGAGGCGGGCGGCUUAUAACGGUUAUGGUAGCCAUGGCGCUCAUCAUUGCAACUCCAAACAUGAGGAUGUUUCGAGGUAA